Messenger RNA from Hyalella azteca, 3342 nucleotides. Its product is annotated as mitogen-activated protein kinase kinase kinase 12. Lineage: Eukaryota; Metazoa; Arthropoda; Malacostraca; Amphipoda; Hyalellidae. The coding region runs from base 82 to 3342 and encodes 1086 amino acids. The transcript has 14 exons. Gene Ontology annotation, molecular function: ATP binding; JUN kinase kinase kinase activity. Gene Ontology annotation, biological process: protein phosphorylation. The record is from RefSeq and is a predicted model, not a curated record.
GCACCACACGACGGUAAGGCUGGGGACCCAAGACUGGGGCAGGUGGGCAAGUGCGACACAUCACCGGACACGCCGCCCCCCAUGCCCCUACACAACAAGCAGCACUGGUUCGAGGGCAUCAUGGGCUGCCUCAAGCCCGUCUGGGGUAUCAUCGGCAAGACCUCCGCCUUGCCUGAGAAACCUGAGGGAAACGAAGGCGACUGGAACAUUCCGUUCGAGGACAUCGGAGACCUGGAGUGGCUGGGGUCGGGCGCUCAGGGAGCGGUCUUCAAGGGGCGCCUGCGAGGCUCUCUCGUCGCAGUCAAGAAAGUCAAGGACAAGAAGGAGACCGAGAUAAACCACCUCAGGAAGCUCAACCACGCCAACAUCGUCAGGUUCAAAGGCGUUUGCACGACACCGCCCGUGUUCUGCAUCGUGAUGGAGUACUGCCCCUACGGCCCUCUCUUCAACCUCAUCAAAAACGGUCACAAAAUAGCGCCGCAGCUGGUCGCCAGCUGGGCCAAGCAGAUCGCCCAGGGCAUGAACUACCUCCACAUGCAUCGCAUCAUCCACAGAGAUCUCAAGAGCCCCAACGUUCUGAUAGGAGACGAGCAGCGCGUGAAGAUCAGCGACUUCGGCACGAGUCGCGAGUGGAACGAUGUGAGCGCCAUCAUGAGCUUCGCUGGCACCCUCGCCUGGAUGGCUCCUGAGGUCAUCAGGAAUGAGCCUUGCAGCGAGAAGGUCGAUAUCUGGUCGUUCGGCGUGGUGCUAUGGGAGUUGCUCACCGGGGAGAUCCCGUACCGCGAGGUCGACAACUCUGCCAUCAUCUACGGCGUGGGCAGCCACUCCCUUCACCUGCCCAUACCCAAUUCAUGCCCCGACGGUUUCAAGCUCAUCGUGCAGAUGUGCUGGAACCCUGAGUCCCGCCACCGCCCCUCCUUCAAGCACAUCCUCAUGCACCUCGACAUCGCUGUCGUCGAGAUCGUCACCAAGAGCCCCGAGGACUACUUCCAGACGCAGGCGUCGUGGCAAGAGGAGAUCCGCAAGGAGCUGUCGCACAUGAAGGCGACGUCCCGCGGCUGCAUCAUGGUGCCCGCCAGCACCGUGCCCGCCUACGAGGAAGACCUCAUCUGUCGUCGCCAGCAGGAGCUCAGGGAUGCCCAGGACGUACGGGAGCACUACGAGCGCAAACUGAACAUCGCUAACGACCUCUACCUCGAGCUCUCUGCUGCCAUGCUGCAGCUCGAGCAGCGCGAGAAGGAGAUCAACAAACGUGAGGAGGUGAUGAAGCAGCAGCUGAGUCCUGCACACGUGAAGCGCAGUAAGCGCAGCAGCAGCAGCAGCCUCGUCAAGGGCAGCCUGCUGAAGGCUCAGCAGCGUCUCUCGUCCUCACGCAGCAGUCUCCUCAGCAGCGACCCUCGGGCACCGGCCGGCCGCGUGGAGGACAGUUCGUCGUCAGCGUGCGUAAGUCCUGAUCCUGUGGACGUGGUUUAUCCGAACGGCUGCAGCAAGAAGCCGCUCUACACCGAGAUCGGUAGCAACAACAUUCCACUCUCCACAACCACGCGCCCUUCGUCGCUCUUCGGGCCGCGUAAGUCUAAGGGCACCAACACACCGGACGACCUCGGCGUUGGCCGCGCGUCUAAAGACAAGACUCGACAACGGCGCUACAACCGCCACCAAAAAGCCCAGAGUCUCGGCAGCACAGCUCUGCUGGCCGCCAACAGCGGCUUGGGGCUAUCUACGUACUCUGACCGCAGCCCAUCUCUUGUGAGACGUGUUCAAAGUCUGAGCCCCGGACGCGUUGGUCUGGUAGACUGCAGUACACAGACUGACUGCAGCCUGGAGGUCUGCACCGACACAGACUGGACGACGGCUGCGUUGCCUCCCAAGCCGCCACUGGGAGACAGGCAGCAGCAGUUCAACAAAGACUUCGAGCUUCUACAGCGAGAGCUCAUUUCAGUUAUGACAAAGAGUCAGGAAAUUAAGGAGGACGGGUCAAGUCCUAACGGCAAUAGUAACUUCGUGGCGAACUCACGUGGCUCACUGCAAGGGUCGCUGCAAACCUCGGGAUCUCUGCAGACGUCGCUGCAGCAGUCGACGCCGUGCGCCUGUGAGCACUGCCAGCUGUGCCCUGUUGCACGCACCAUCGCGCGGCUCGUAUCGUCAGACUCCGCCACCACCAACACAGACGAUAACAAUAAGAACAUUCCCGCAUCUCUCACGACCUCAGACGUUUCUCUGCCCCCCCUUUGCUCAGUUGAAGAAACUCUUCACACCAUCAAACUGAUCAACAACAACAACCAGCAGCUGCAGCAAGAGGCGGCGGCUGCUGAAGUACGGGAUUUGGUAGUCGCGCAUCAGAUGCAGGAGCAACGAUACCAGUACCAGCAACAAUAUGGCGACCGCAAAAAUGAUCAAUGGGACCCCAUAGAGAAAGUGCUCUCUGAUCCAACAUCAGACCCGUCAUACCCACCCAGGGCGAGCAAAGGGCGCCGCGGGGCAGGACCCGUUCAGAUGAUGUCCGCGGAGGUUGCUGGACCGAAGCCUGGGUCUCAGGCGUCCAUCCUACUACCGCCAGAAGGCGUUGGGCUGCAACACCACCACCAGCGGCGGCCAGCACUAGAGGGCGACCGGCAGCAGAACUACGAGCAGCACCACAGCUUCUUCGUGACGAAGGCCCUGCAGUCGGGACUACGACGCUCACACGUCCUCGAGAGCCCUCUUGAUGAAGGUUUCGUCCCUGCUGGGGGUGACAUGGCUUUCUGGAGACGAGACGUAGAGACACCGCAGCCUGGAGUCGCUAAUGACGUGUUCGUGGUGUCAAGUGACAAGGCUUCGCAGGACGUGCCGUUGGAGCUGGACGACGAAGAAGGACUUAUUGACGAUAAUGAAGAAGAUUUGGACGACGAAUUGCCCGUAGAUCCUGACGAAGAGGACAGCGAUGACACCGAAGACGAGGAAGAAGGCAGGACGUCAGCUAGUCGGGGACGAGACAGCGACAGGGAUGAGGAAGAGGAUCUAAGUGAACGACGUGGCUACGCUGAGCCGGACGUGGUCGCCUCCAGUGAAUUGGACUCCAGUCACGAGGAUGAGGACGUGUCUGAGGGCGAGGGCCAGCCUUCGUCGUCUCGAUAUCAUGCCAUGACGAGGCGCAGCGUCUUGCGGCGGCCUGUGGCGCGGCACAGCGCAGUCAGCAGCACAGACGACGCCUCAGCGGCACCUGUGCCCCUCUACCAGCGGCCUCCACUCAGGCCUCCCCAGCACAGAUACUCACAGAGCGCCGUUGGCCGUGCCACUCCUUCCGUUCACUCCUCCGACUCAGAAGCGGAGGAAGCUACAGAGGCUCACAAGCAAAACUAA